Crotalus tigris (Tiger rattlesnake) is the source of this 1421-nucleotide messenger RNA. It is a transcript of the gene ANXA1, whose product is annotated as annexin A1. The record is from RefSeq and is a predicted model, not a curated record. The coding region runs from base 158 to 1186 and encodes 342 amino acids. Gene Ontology annotation, molecular function: calcium-dependent phospholipid binding; phospholipase A2 inhibitor activity; calcium ion binding. Gene Ontology annotation, cellular component: plasma membrane; cytoplasm. NCBI's taxonomy places the organism in Eukaryota, Metazoa, Chordata, Lepidosauria, Squamata, Viperidae. The transcript is spliced from 13 exons. Gene Ontology annotation, biological process: neutrophil clearance; prostate gland development; arachidonate secretion.
UUGAAAGGCUCUUAGUAGCAAGCACUGGUUGCUAGGUGUGGCUUCCUGAUGGGUCUAUAAAAGUAGGAACCACAACUUACAUUUUCCACCGACUCACUUCCCAGCUUGGAAAAUAUUGCUUCUGAAUUUUGGAAAGGGGAAAGAAAGUUGAAUCAAGAUGGCCUUGGUAUCAGAAUUCCUGAAGCAAGCCAGAUUUAUGGAUGAUGAGGAACCACAAUACAUUAAAAAAUCUAAAACUGGUUCAGCAGUCCAUGCUUAUCCCAGCUUUGAUCCUUCAGCUGAUGCGGUUGCACUAAACAAAGCCAUAACUGCUAAAGGAGUUGAUGAAGCAAGCAUCAUCAAUAUUUUGACCAAAAGAACCAAUGCACAACGACAGCAGAUCAAGAGAGCCUAUCAGCAGAUGCAUGGCAAGCCUCUGGAAGAAGCUUUGAAAAAAGCUCUCAAAAGCAAUCUAGAAGAUGUCGUCCUGGCUAUGCUGAAGACUCCUGCCGAAUUUGAUGCUGAUGAACUUAGAUACUCUAUGAAGGGACUUGGAACAGACGAAGAUAUCUUAAUUGAGAUUCUGGCAUCAAGGAACAAUAUGGAAAUCAAAGCCAUCAACAGACAAUAUCAAGAAGCUUUUAAGAGAGAUCUCGCCAAAGAUAUUGCCUCAGACACUUCUGGGGAUUUUCAAAAGGCUUUACUUGCCUUAGCCAAGGGUGACCGGAACGAAAAUCCACAUGUGAAUGAAGAGUUGGUAGACAAUGAUGCAAGGAAAUUAUAUGAGGCUGGAGAGAAAAGAAAAGGAACAGAUGUGAACAUUUUCAUUGAAAUUCUCACUACCAGAAGUUUCAUGCACCUUCGAGGAGUUUUUAGGAGAUACCGGCUUUACAGCAAACAUGACAUGAAGGACGUUCUGGAUCUCGAACUGAAAGGAGACAUUGAGAAUUGUUUGACAGCAAUUGUGAAAUGUGCUGUAAGCAAGCCAGCUUUCUUUGCUGAGAAGCUCCAUCUAGCAAUGAAGGGUCCUGGCACAAGCAACAGAACUCUGAACAGAAUUAUGGUGUCCCGGGCUGAAAUUGAUAUGAAUGAGAUCAAAGGUUUUUAUAAGGAAAAAUAUAAGGUGUCUCUCUGCCAGGCAAUUUUGGAUGAAACAAAGGGAGAUUACGAAAAGAUUUUGGUGGCUUUGUGUUGCGGUGAUGACUAAGUUCUGUAUCUUGUACAUUCCAGUUACUUCCUUGAGAAUAGUUGAGAAUAUGAUCUUCCUUAACUAAAUGAAUCUUUGAACCAAGCUUUCUUUGAAUAAGAAGAAAGUCCUUUUUUAUAUAUAUCCAAAGCCAAGGAAGAACCAUUGUGUUUGCGUUUGCAGGAUUAAGAUAUAUAAAACAUAGUGUUUGUAUAUAUAAGUCUAGUUAACAUUCCAAAUAAAAUCAAAUCUCUUA